Molecule: messenger RNA, 1176 nt
Organism: Drosophila mauritiana
Lineage: Eukaryota; Metazoa; Arthropoda; Insecta; Diptera; Drosophilidae
Product: serine/threonine-protein kinase 16
Exons: 4
Coding region: 82-1044 (320 amino acids)
Biological process (GO): protein phosphorylation
Cellular component (GO): cytoplasm; Golgi apparatus
Molecular function (GO): protein serine/threonine kinase activity; ATP binding
Source: RefSeq, a predicted model, not a curated record
GUUUUCUAUUUAGAUUUUGUAUGUGAAUCGGACUAGUUGUUAAGCUUAAAGUUGUAAAGUACAUAGAAUAAUUUAAGAAAAAUGCAGAGUAUAGGAUGGACGCUGAUCAUGAAACGAGGCUGCCUAUUUAGUUGCCGCAAGGAGACCCUCAACAUAAACGGAUCUCGGUACACAGUACGCGAAAGGCUGGCGACGGGGGGCUUCAGUCUAAUCGACCUUGGGGAAAACGCCUCUACGCGACGUAGCUACGCGAUAAAGCGCAUCACCUGCCACAGCAUCGAUGACCAGAAUAUAGCUCUGCGAGAAAUCGAAAACUGUCGAAAAAUUGACUCGGAAAACGUGAUCCGGGUAGUGGAUUACGAGCUGAAGGGCCAGGCGGACAUAGUUAUAAACACAACGAGCACCUUGUUCAUUGUGCUUCCCUAUUAUAAGCACGGAUCUCUUGCGGACCACCUGCAGCUGCGAUCGCGGAAACAGGACCAUAUGCCCGAGGCCCAGAUCCUGCAAAUCUUUCUGGGCGUCUGCGAGGGAUUGAAGGCCAUCCACGAGGCAAAGCCGGUGCCUCUGGCCCACCGAGAUCUGAAAACGGCCAACAUCUGCCUGUCGGACUCUUUUGAGCCAAUUAUUGUGGAUCUCGGGUCCAUGACAGAAGCCCGACUGCAGAUUGUGGGUCAGACGGAUGCUCAGCGCCUGCAGGACGAAGCCGAGGAGAGGAGCUCCAUUGUCUACCGGGCUCCAGAGUUAUUUACUGUGAAAACAUAUUGCACAAUUGACGAGCGCACUGACAUAUGGAGUCUUGGCUGUGUGCUCUAUGCAAUGUGCUACUUUAAUUCACCCUACGAUCCCAUCUACGAGCGAGGUGACAGCGUGGCUUUGGCUGUGCUCAGUGGAAACAUAAACAUUCCAGAGGAUUCAAUUUACACAGAGGACAUGCACGAAUUAAUUAAGUACAUGCUGCGAACCGAUCCAAUGGAACGGCCAUUCGUAUUUAGUGUUAUCGAAAGGACCCACGAUCUGAUACAGAAAUUGGAGGGUCGCUUGUAGCUCCCACUAACUGGAUUACAACUCAUGCAUAGGCAUUCCUCCGAACCAGAUACACCGCUUACUGUUUUUUGACUACUUAUUGUAAAAUAUUUUAAACCUGCUGAUUUUGUGAAAUUAUGUGUAAGCAAUCAA